AUGCUUCGUCAAGGCAACGUCGUGGCCGCGGCCAUCCUCUCCUUCACUGCAAUUGCCGCUGCCAGACCUGAGAACUUGAGAGGACGCACCUACCCAGACACCAACACCUGCCCGUGUGUGCCUGCGCCGGAGCCCAGCACCGUGACAGUCACUGCCACCGCUACGACUACGACUGCCAAGACUGAGACUGUUGAGGCCACUGCUCCGGUGAUCAGAGAGACUAUCACAGCCUCCCAGACCUUCACCCUCACCGUCACCCGCUCACCGAUUACCGAGACGUUCUACGUCAGCCAGGGCUCUUCUGCCCCUCCACCUGAGACGGUCACAGUCACCUGCACUGAGACUGUCAGCGAAAGGCCUGACGGCUCAGUCACAACCAAGUCGCAGCCUCCUUCAGACGACGACCAAACCAAGACUCACGCACACGGUAGCUCUGAGACCAAGCCGCCUCAUCGCGGUAGCUCUACCGACUCUAAGAGCAGCUCUGCUACAGCUACCCAAGGCGGUUCUACCACAUCCAGUGAGGGUGAUAGCCCGUCAGAGACGCCCGAUAACAACACCUACGAGCCUACGACAGUCACCCUCACCGGCUCUGCGACAACCAUCAAGACAACCGUCGAGUCCGUCAAGCCCACACACCCGCCCGGAAACACCAGCGACAAGCCUGGGCCUUCUCACACCAGCGAGAUGCCUUCCCAGAGCAGCGGCGGUCAGGAGAGUAGCUCUGGACCCGAGCCGACUACGAGCACACACCACUGCGAGCACUGGGACGGCACCCACUGCGUGAAGCCUACUACGCCGCCUCAGCCUCCCGUCACCGCCACGACGACUUUCACAGCUGAGCCCUCCAACUCGGUGUGCCCCAUCUCUGUGGCCUUUGUCACCGUUUACAACACCGUCACGGCGACUGUCUACCAGAGCACGGCGGCCUCGACCGCUCCGGCGCAUGUCCCUCGCGCACCGACGGCGACAGUUGCGUUCUGA
This is a messenger RNA of Colletotrichum siamense, 984 nucleotides long. RefSeq lists its product as uncharacterized. The record is from RefSeq and is a predicted model, not a curated record. Bases 1 to 984 code for a protein of 327 amino acids. The transcript has a single exon. Lineage: Eukaryota; Fungi; Ascomycota; Sordariomycetes; Glomerellales; Glomerellaceae.